Messenger RNA from Astyanax mexicanus (Mexican tetra), 6520 nucleotides. It is a transcript of the gene pcsk5b, whose product is annotated as proprotein convertase subtilisin/kexin type 5b. The transcript is spliced from 37 exons. Gene Ontology annotation, biological process: peptide hormone processing. The record is from RefSeq and is a predicted model, not a curated record. Gene Ontology annotation, molecular function: serine-type endopeptidase activity. Gene Ontology annotation, cellular component: trans-Golgi network; Golgi membrane. Lineage: Eukaryota; Metazoa; Chordata; Actinopteri; Characiformes; Acestrorhamphidae. The coding region runs from base 685 to 6345 and encodes 1886 amino acids.
AAGUAGGCCUACUUUAGUAUUUUGUGUAUUGACUGAUUUGGUACUUUAAACAAAUCCUCUAAAAAGCGAGGUGUGUUUAGGACCCUGCGGCGCCCCCUGUACUCCGGAGUGGGGUUAGCUAGUUGUGUGAGGGAGGCGCUGUGAGCCAAAUCUGCACUUUACAACCCAAAAACACAGAAAAUAAGAGGAGGGGGGCGCACUGCUCCGUGCUGAGGGGCUGAAUCUUAGCAGAGGGAGAGCUGGGCGCCAACUUCCAGCUCCCUGAUGCAGCAGCAGCAGGGCAGCACAAGCUGAAAAACACACGCAAACACACACACACAAACACACACAUAUAUAUACACACACAGACAGCGCUAACCAACCAGCGGGGACGGACGGACUCGACACUCUCUUUACCCCCCUCCUCCUUCACCUCCUCCUCCUCUUUUUCCCUCUCCCUCCACCUCUUCUCCUCCUCCUCCCACCUCGUCUCUCUCUCUCCCUCCUCCCGCUGCUGCUCUUUUCUUUUGAGUAUAUGUGGAGGUCAGCGAGCACUCCGAUGAGAAUCCGAGCUCUGCGGCGCGACGAAGUUUGCUGGUUUUCCUGAGCCGGUGGGGAGCCGAGGAGAGCCGGAGCAGGAGGAGGAGGAAGAGUUUAGGAAAAGGGGGAGAAAGAGAGAGAGAAAGAAGAGGAAUAGAGAGAGAGAUGGUGUUGGACGGGGCUCUGCGAGCAGCCUGGCUCUGCGUCCUGGCGCUGGGCUUCUUCUCCUUCUUCGCCCCGUGCAAAGCUCGGAUUUACACCAACCACUGGGCUGUGAGGAUCACGGGGGGAGCCGAGCUCGCCGAGCGGAUAGCGAGCAGAUACGGCUACAGAAACCUGGGCCAGAUUGGCGACCUGAAGGACUAUUACCACUUCUUCCACAGCCGGACGAUAAAAAGGUCGACGCUCUCCAGCCGAGGCACACACAGCUUCAUCUCCAUGGAGCCAAAGGUGCAGUGGAUGGAGCAGCAGGUUGUGAAGAGGAGGGUAAAGAGGGACUACAAGGCUUCAUACACAAGUGCCGUCCAGUCGAGCCCAGCCCAGUCGGACUCCAUUUUCUUCAACGAUGCUAAAUGGAGUAGCAUGUGGUACAUACAUUGUAAUGAUAACAUCCAUAACUGUCAGUCAGACAUGAACAUCGUGGGUGCCUGGAAGAGGGGCUACACAGGAAAAGAUGUGGUGGUCACCAUUUUGGAUGAUGGGAUUGAGAGGAAUCACCCAGAUCUUGUACAGAAUUAUGAUAACCAGGCCAGUUAUGAUGUCAAUGGAAAUGAUCUGGACCCCAUGCCCAGAUAUGACGUCAGCAAUGAGAACAAGCAUGGCACGCGGUGCGCUGGUGAAGUGGCAGCAUCCGCCAACAACUCCCACUGCACUGUGGGUAUCGCCUACAACGCCAAGAUUGGAGGUGUCCGAAUGUUAGAUGGAGAUGUGACUGAUAUGGUGGAAGCAAAGUCACUCAGUCUGCACCCACAGCACAUCGAUAUCUACAGCGCUAGCUGGGGUCCUGACGACGAUGGCAAAACUGUGGACGGGCCAGCUGCUCUUGCUCGACAGGCUUUUGAGAACGGCAUUCGACUGGGCAGGAAGGGACGGGGUUCCAUCUUUGUUUGGGCCUCAGGGAAUGGUGGGCGGAGUCGAGACCACUGCUCCUGUGAUGGCUACACCAACAGCAUCUACACCAUUUCCAUCAGCAGCACUGCAGAGAGUGGCCGCAAGCCGUGGUAUUUGGAGGAGUGCGCGUCUACCCUCACCACCACGUACAGCAGCGGCGAGAACUACGACCGCAAGAUUAUCACUACAGAUCUAAGGCAGCGCUGCACAGACAGUCACACUGGAACGUCAGCGUCCGCUCCCAUGGCUGCCGGGAUCAUCGCUCUUGCCUUGGAAGCAAACACUCUGCUCACAUGGAGGGAUGUGCAGCACAUCAUUGUGAAAACAUCUCGUGCUGGCCACCUCAGUGCUCCUGACUGGAAAACCAAUGCAGCAGGAUACAAUGUCAGUCAUCUAUACGGCUUUGGGCUUAUGGAUGCGGAGGCAAUGGUCAAAGAGGCAGAGCGAUGGAAACCAGUUCCCCCCCAGCACAUAUGCGUAGAGAAUGCUGAUAAGCAGAUAAGGACAAUUCGCCCAGAGCAUGUGGUCCGGUCCGUGUACAAGGCGACAGGCUGCACAGACAACGCAAAUAAUCAUGUUAUUUAUUUGGAGCACGUCGUGGUACGCAUCACAAUUACUCACCCAAGACGAGGGGACCUGUCAAUUAAUCUGACCUCGCCUUCGGGGACGAAGUCUCAGCUCCUUGCUAACAGGCUAUUUGACCACUCAAUGGAAGGCUUUAAGAACUGGGAAUUCAUGACCACCCACUGCUGGGGGGAGAAAGCUGCAGGAGACUGGAUACUGGAAAUCAAUGACACACCCUCACAACUCCGCAGUCAGAAAACCCCAGGCAAACUAAAAGAGUGGUCACUGGUGCUUUAUGGCACCUCCGUGCACCCGUACUCCUUUCGCAGCGAGAAGCCCCGCUCUACCGUAGAGAAUCCCAGUGAUGAUGAGUACAGUGAGGAGUAUGUGGGUGCCUGUGACCCUGAAUGCAGCGAUAAUGUGUGCGAGGGUCCUGGGCCCCAUCAGUGCAUCAACUGCCUGCACUACUUUCUCAAGUUUAAGAACAAUACCAGGAUGUGUGUGCCGGAGUGUCCGCCUGGCUUUUUCCGAGACGAUAAGAGGCGUUGUAAGAAGUGUUCUCCUCUGUGCGAGUCCUGCGUUGGCAGUCGCAGCGAUCAGUGCACUUCCUGCCGGCCUGGACUUUACCUCAGAGAGGGAGCCAAUAUGUGUGUCUACGCCUGCCCUGAAGGCUCCUACCUAGACCUUGAAACCAGCAUGUGCCGGAAAUGCAGUGAGAACUGCAAGAAAUGCACUUCAGCAAACGUCUGCACGGAAUGCAAGCCGGGGCUCAGUCUACAGGGGAAUAAGUGCCAGUUGACGUGUGAGCUGGGCACAUACUACAACGGGCAUAAACGGUUGUGUGAGCAGUGCCAUCCUGCUUGUGCUACCUGUGCAGGUACUGGUAUAGAGGCGUGCACAAAGUGUGCUGAUGGAUACUAUCUUGAAGAGUGGCGCUGUGUGCACACCUGCAGUACGGGAUACUACAUGGCAGAGCAGACAGAAAACGGGGAGGUCCAGAAGUCCUGCCGCAAGUGUGAUCCUACCUGCUACUCAUGCACAGGCCCGGGGGACAGGAACUGCAGCACCUGUGUGAAUGGCUAUAACCUGGAAAAUGGUGUGUGUGUCGUCAGCACAGUCUGCAAAGAUGGUCAGUAUAUUACUGAAAAUGGGGAGUGCAAUCUGUGUGAUGUUACUUGCUUCAAAUGCAGUGGACCCAGUGAAAAUAACUGCCUCAGCUGCAUGUUUACCAGGUCCAUGGAUGAUGGACACUGUGUCCAGAAGUGUAAUUCUGGGAAGUAUGAGAGAGAUGGGCAGUGUCACCGCUGUCAUCAUACAUGCCAUGAAUGUAGUGAUGAGGGUCCUGACAAAUGCAAAAGUUGCAACAAAGAUAAAUUUGGGGUGGAGCGCUAUCUGUUUGAGAAGCAGUGUCGGGACCGCUGUCCAGAGAAACACUUCCCUUCCUCAGGGAACGUUUGCGAGCCCUGUCCACCAAACUGUCUGGUGUGUAGCAGCGGCAGCCGCUGCCUCCACUGUGCUGCCUCCCACUACCACAAAGACGGGACCUGUAUCAAACUGGAAUGUGGAGUGGGUAAAGUGGCCACAGACGACGAAGAAGAAGAAGAUGAUGAUGAUGAUGAUGAUGAUGAGUGUGUUCCCUGUGAGGAAGGCUGUCAGAAGUGCCUUAGUGCAAAUCCAAGGCACUGCAUGUCUUGUUUAAAGGACUAUUACCUGUUGGGCAUACGCUGCCACAGAAUCUGCCCUGAGAAGACGUUUGCAGACAACUCUUUAAUGACGUGCAUGCAGUGUGACGAUCACUGCAUCAACUGCGAUGAACUCCAGUGUUACUUUUGUGAAAAUGGCUACUUCCUGUCAGAUGGCCUGUGUGUGAAGGAAUGUAAGGGGGGAUUUUAUGGUGAUCUGAAAAAGGAGUGUGAGCCGUGUCACCCCGACUGUCGCACGUGCGGUGGUCCUUUAUAUACCGACUGUGACUCGUGUGAAAACGGCAUGCGUCUGGUGGACGGCAAGUGCAUCGAUCUCAGCAAGGCGAUCACUUGUCCUGCUUUCCACUUUGUCAGCGAGUUGGGAGAAUGUGAGCAGUGUCAUUCAACCUGUAUGCUGUGUUCAGGCCGUGCUGAAAACCAGUGUAAUGCCUGUAGAGAAGGUAUGUUCUUAGUUGCAGAGAAACAGAUGUGUGUGUCAACCUGUCCUGCUGGUUUUUAUGGGAACAGCACAAGUGGGCAUUGUGAGGAUUGUCUACCCGGCUGUGAAUUAUGCAGGGAAGCUCAUCUCUGUCUAAAGUGCAGGACUGGCAAAGCCCAGCUUUUCCUGCAGAACGGCUCAUGUGUCACACAAUGUCAAAGGGGUUACCCUGAUGGCGGUGAGUGCCGUAGCUGUGCUCAGGGAUGUGCCUCGUGUGAGGAGAGAUCUAACAACUGUCUGACAUGUGAGCAGCCAUACCUGCUCUUUAAACACACCUGUGUGGAACAGUGCCCUGAGAACUACUAUGUAAAAGAUGAAGAGUGUGAGAGCUGUCCCCAUAGCUGCACGCAUUGUGACAGAAACGGCAAAUGCAGUGAAUGUAAAGAGUACCACUUCCUGCAUAAGGGCAAAUGUUUGGAUGACUGUCCCAAAGGCUACUUCACGAGUCUAAAAAAAAAAAUUUGUGAGCGCUGUCACAUGGACUGUAAAGACUGCGAUGGGCCAGAUGCAGAUGACUGUAUAUCUUGUAUAUAUUUAACAGCGGUCCGCUACAAUGGAGAAUGUCAUAACAGCUGCCCCUCCAAUACAUACCAAGACAAGAAUGAGUGCAGGGAAUGUGAUGGGUCCUGCCUGACCUGCUCAGGCCCUCACCCUUCAUCAUGCCUCAGCUGUAGGCCUAAAAUGAGAAAGACAGUCAACGGCCACUGCGAGUUCUUCAGCAACUGCACCGCAGCCACUUUUGAGGAUAAAGAUGGAAAGUGUCAACCAUGCCACUCCAGAUGCCUCCUCUGUUCAGGGAAAGAUCAGUGCCUCCGCUGCAGCCCUCCUUAUUACUUGCACAAUCACAUAUGUGUUGCCAAGUGUCCGGAUAGUUACUACAGUGACGAGGAAAAGCGGGAGUGUGCCCAUUGCUAUGUGACUUGUGCAACGUGCCGGGGACAUCACAGUACCGAAUGCCUCACCUGCAAAGAAGGUCACUUCAUGUUUGAUAGCAGCUGUGUGGAGAAAUGUCCUACAAGCUACUACGGCAACACUGCUAACGGGACGUGCAAUGCGUGUGACCCUUCAUGUGCUGAGUGCUCUGGCAGCGGUAACAGUCACUGUUUGGGCUGUAGAGAAGGCUACUUCCUGUUGGAGCAGAAGGGGAUUUGUGUGCGCGUGUGCCCAUCCAACUACUUCCCUGAUACUCAAAACAAAGUGUGUAAGCAGUGCCACCCGACCUGCAAAACAUGUGAAAAUUCUGGAGCGCUGCAUUGCACAUCCUGCUAUUAUGGUUUCCGAAUAUAUGGAGAAAUUUGCUCGUCUCUGUGUCUUGGAGGAGAGUAUGCUGUCUCCACGAGCCCAGAGGUGAAGUGUGCGUCAUGUCACUCGUCCUGUAGCGAGUGUAAGGGCCCAGGGCUGUACAACUGCACCAGCUGCCAUGCUCUAGAGCGCCUCACUGAGGAUGGGCGGUGUCUCUCCUGCUGCAAAGAAGACAAACACAUGGACUCCUCCCCAAAACCCUGGGAGUGCUGCCAGUGCCAUGAUGCUUCCUUCUUUGACCGGUGCGUCCUCGGGGUCAACUACAACUUCCGCAGCAGAGAAGAGGUGCCCAGAGGAAACCCCGCCCUUGUUGUGGUCAUAACGAUAGUCAUGCUCAUGGCCGUAGGUUCGGUGGUUGUUCUUUUUAUGAACUGGCGCCCCAAACUGCCCUCCUUCCCCUCUGUCAAAUCAAAUGGCUACAUCAAAGUGGACAAAGAGCCCUCCUUCACCACCGCCACCCUGCGGGACAUCAUUCAGGCAGAGUACUGCGACAAGACAGGGGAUGAAGAGGACGGUGGAGAUGAUGAUGAUGAUGAUGAAGAUGAGAUUGUGUACAUGGGGAAGGAUGGAGUGGUAUAUAAGAAGUUUAAGUACGGUCUGUUGGAACAGGAAGAGGAGGGGGAGGACAUGGAGAUGGAGUAUGAUGACUCCAUCUAUGCUUUCAGAUGAAGGGGACCAGACUCAACUAGCUGGGACUCUUCAUAGCACUUUGCCAGUUUUGUUGGCAAAAAGAAAUUAUUUUAUUUAUUACAAGUUUGCUAAGGAGGGAGAAGAACCUCUAAGACAAGGUAUAUAAUUAGGGACAAAAUUGUCUUAUAUUAAAUGUGAAUAUUUGGGAAAAUGA